AUGGAUCAUCCUUCUCUCGAAGCCAUCUCCCGACUCACAUGCGAUUUGAUCACCUUGCAAAACGACCUAUGCUCCUACCGAAAAGACCUUAUUCAAGGCGAGGACAAUAACGUCAUCUUCAUUCUCAAAGAUCAGGGUCUAACAGAACAGCAAGCUGUGGACGAGAUUGGAGAGAUGCUGUGCGAUUGUUACCGACGAUGGGGCACUGCCCUCGCAGAUCUUCCAUCUUGGGGAGAGGGUAUUGACCGAGACGUGAUCAAGUUUGUCAACGGUUGCAGAAAUAUUGCCCUAGGUAAUCUUCACUGGAGUUUAACUACAUUCCGAUAUCUGGGUGAUGAGGGUCCUAAGGUCAAAGAGACACGAAUGAUGAAGCUUCCUUGA
This is a messenger RNA of Fusarium poae, 381 nucleotides long. RefSeq lists its product as uncharacterized. The coding region runs from base 1 to 381 and encodes 126 amino acids. Lineage: Eukaryota; Fungi; Ascomycota; Sordariomycetes; Hypocreales; Nectriaceae. The record is from RefSeq and is a predicted model, not a curated record. The transcript is spliced from 3 exons.